AUGGAGGAGAAUCUCCCCAAUAUUUUGAGCGACAGUUUAGGCUCCCGGCACUUAGACCUCAAUCAAAAAGCUGAUUUAACUUUAAAAGGUGUGGUGGGUACCAUCAUUAAUAAGUAUUUUCCACGGCUAACACAAUCACAACGACAAUUAUUUGAAGCCUCGCCAUUUGGAAUAUUUUUAGGGAUGCAUAUCCCACAUGGUGAUCCAUUAUUUGUGCAUCUGAUGAUGUUGCACGAAGUAAGGACUCAAGAAGUAUUUGAAAUGGGGAGGUUUUUAUUUGAUAUAGAAGGGAGGCAUUUAGAAUUUGGUGAAACGGAAUAUAUUCUCAUUUGUGGUCUAAAAGUUGCUCGUUAUGUGGAUUUACUCUACGACGAAAAAGGCCGAUCAAAUUCAUGUCUUCGUGCUCGUUUGUUCCCAGACAUUUCUGAUGCACGUUUGCGGUUGAAAGAUUUGGAAGACUUCAUUAUGUCUCCUAAAUAUUUGGAAGUUAAAGAUGAAGAUGUUGUGAUGCUUAUCCAGCUAGUGUUUGUGUUGAAGGGACUCCACGAACGCGACGUAAAAACGUGCAUUCCCGCUACAAUAUACAAUCUUGCUGAUAAUAGAGAUGAUUGGAACAGGUUUGCAUGGGGUAUGUAUCUUUGGAGGUAUACUUCGCGGAUGAUGCGUGGAAUGUUUAAAAAAAUAGUAGAAUUUAGACAAUUCAAGGAGGCCAAUCCCGAAUCCAAGAAAAUACACAAGUAUACCGUUCCUGGUUUUAUGCUGCCAUUUAAGAUCUGGAUUUUGGAGACUUUCCCCGAGGCAACCAAAUUUUAUGUACGCAUCUCGACAGAAUUGCCAAGGAUGAGGUGUUGGAGAAGUAAAUCAGUGUUAUCUUGGGAGAACUGUUGUAGAAUAAUUAACGUGUCUGUGCCUAACAACCAACCUAUUCAAGUGGUGGCAAACGAGACGGAGCUGAUGUUACCCUUUUAUGUUCGAUACGUGAAUUGGACUCUUAACCAUGAAGAGUCUCCUCCACCGCAACAUAGUCCGGUCCGAAACAGUCCACCUGCUGUUCAGUCGCCUCCUCGUAGAAGUAUGUACAAGUCGGAUACAUGUUCGACUGAAUCUGCCACAAAUGCUUCUUCCUCGCAACAACCUGAAAUAGAAACGAGGGUGCUAAAGAAGAAGAAGAGUAGCACAAAGGCAUUAGUGAAACGUCUACUAGGCGCCGUGUCACACCCCGAAAACCAAAGGCGGAAACGUCCCCGGGGUUGA
Messenger RNA from Lactuca saligna, 1254 nucleotides. The record is from the annotation of a GenBank genome assembly. Lineage: Eukaryota; Viridiplantae; Streptophyta; Magnoliopsida; Asterales; Asteraceae.